Molecule: messenger RNA, 1119 nt
Organism: Galeopterus variegatus (Sunda flying lemur)
Lineage: Eukaryota; Metazoa; Chordata; Mammalia; Dermoptera; Cynocephalidae
Gene: IDO2
Product: indoleamine 2,3-dioxygenase 2
Exons: 9
Coding region: 25-1119 (364 amino acids)
Biological process (GO): 'de novo' NAD+ biosynthetic process from L-tryptophan
Cellular component (GO): cytoplasm
Molecular function (GO): L-tryptophan 2,3-dioxygenase activity; indoleamine 2,3-dioxygenase activity; heme binding
Source: RefSeq, a predicted model, not a curated record
CUUCCAGAUCCUUACAGGCCUUGGAUGGAAAUUGCCAACGACCUUCCUCACCUGAUUGAGAGUCACCAGCUUCGCACUCAUGUGAACAAGAUGCCCCUCCUGAGCUGCCGGUUCCUCAAGAGUUACCGCGAGCAGCGCCUGGCCCACUUGGUCCUGAGCUUCAUCACCAUGGGGUAUGUCUGGCAGGAGGGGAACACCCAGCCUGAAGAGGUUCUGCCGAGAAAUCUUGCCCUUCCUCUUGUGGAAGUCUCCAGGAACUUGGGGCUUCCUCCUAUCCUGGUGCACUCAGACCUGGUGCUGACAAACUGGACGAAGAAGAAUGCAGAAGGACCCCUGGAAAUUGGGAACUUGGAGACCAUCAUCUCAUUUCCAGGGGGAGAGAGCCUGCGUGGCUUCAUACUGGUGACUGCUUUGGUAGAGACAGCAGCAGUUCCUGGGAUUAAGGCACUUGUUCAGGCAGUGAACGCCAUCUUGCAGACCAGCCAGGACACCCUGCUGCAGGCCCUGCAGCAGCUGAGACUCUCCAUUGAGGACAUCACCAGGACCUUAGGACAAAUGCACGAUUACGUAGAUCCAGACAUAUUUUAUGCAGUCAUCCGUAUCUUUCUGUCGGGAUGGAAGGAUAACCCGGCAAUGCCUGUGGGGCUGAUAUACGAGGGAGUCUGCACAGAGCCCCUGAAAUACUCCGGGGGGAGCGCAGCCCAGAGCACGGUGCUUCACGCCUUUGACGCGCUCUUAGGCGUUCGUCACAGCAAGGCGAGCGCCGACUUUCUGUACAGAAUGAGGGACUACAUGCCUCCCUCCCAUAAGGCCUUCGUAGAAGAAAUCCACGCGGCUCCCUCGCUGAGGGAUUACGUCCUGUCCUGCGGACACGGCUGCCUUCUGACAGCCUACAACCAGUGUCUGGAGGCCCUGGCAGCACUGCGCAGCUAUCAUGUCACCGUGGUGACCAAAUAUCUCAUCACAGCGGCAGCCAAGGCAAAAGGCAGGAGGCCAAACCCUCUCCCAAGGCCACCUCAGGCUUUAGAAUUCACAGGCACAGGUGGGACCGCAGCUUUAAGCUUCCUAAAGAGUGUGAGGGACAAGACCUUAGAGGCAAUCCUGCACCCACGUGGUUAG